CAGACCAAAGGCUCGGCAGACGGAAGAGAAGGUAAUCAGAGCGCUGCAGGAAUCGAACCGACGACCUGCUGAGGACGAGCCGCUGCUUCACCAGAAGACGACGAGUUCAGAGUAGAACACGGUGUCAUCCGCAUAGACGGAGAACAUCAACAUUCAUCACUAUAAAUAAAAAAGCAGUGUGUGUCUCCAUGGCGACAGGAGCGUGUGUGUUGCUGAGUGUGUGUGUCGGUGUCUGUGCGGCGUUUAACCUGGACACGUCGUUCCCGCUGCUGAAGAGAGGCGAAGACGGAAGUCUGUUCGGACUGUCAGUCGCUCUGCACCAAGACCUGGAGACACACAGAUACCUGCUAUUGGUGGGAGCUCCCAGGGAGAAAGCGGAGCCUAAUGUUCCAGCCAAUCGAACAGGAGGAGUGUACAGCUGCCCGAUCACUGCUGACCAAUCAGACUGCAGGAGGAUGAAGCUCAUAGAUCCAGACCUGAACCUGUCUGAGGACCUAGUUGAAGACAUGUGGCUGGGCGUCUCAGUAGCCAGUCAGGGGCGACCUGGGGGCAGGGUCCUGGCGUGUGGUCACCGAUUCGUGAAGCUCUAUGGAGCGCUCAAACUGAGGCACAUGAUUGGUCGUUGUUAUCUCCGUGGCAACAACCUGGAGUAUGACGAGGGGGACAUGCACUGGCAGAACCCCGACCAGCCCUGCAGUCACCUGGGUGAUGUCAGCAGUGAGGUCAUGUGUAACAUGGGAAUAUCUGCCUCCAUCACUCAGACUGAGGUUAUUGUUGGCUCACCUGGAAGCUACGAAUGGCAAGGAAACGUCCAUGUGUCCUGGAUGAAUCCAGAUGUUCAGUUUGACACCCAGAAAAGCUCCCUCCCCAACCUGCAGCACAGGAACAUUUAUAUAGGAUAUUCGGUCACUCAGGCUCGCCGUCUUCUUUCUAAGGAUAGAGAAACCAUAGUAACAGGAGCUCCUAAGGACAGUAAAGAGGAUGCUCGUGGCUCUGUGUUGUUGGCGGUGAAACAGUCUAAGGAACUGUGGAUCAAGCAGACGCUGCGAGGUGAACAGAUGGGCUCGUACUUUGGUAACGCUGUGGCAACCGCCGACCUCGACAACGAUGGGUGGAACGAUCUGCUGGUGGGCGCUCCUUUUUACUUCCAGCGUCAGCAGGAGGUGGGCGGGGCAGUUUAUGUCUACAUGAACAAAGGAGGCCGGUUCGAGUCGGGGCCCAGUGUGGUGCUGAGGGGACCGGCUGGAUCUGCGUUCGGAAUGGCUGUCGCUGCUGCUGGCGACCUGAACCAAGAUGGCUUCCAGGACUUUGCAGUCGGGGCUCCUUUCCAUGAAACAGGAAGUGUGAUGAUCUGGACCGGGAGCGAAGGGGGGGUCUCUGCAGAACCAAGCCAGGUGAUCCAGGGCAGCAGGGUCUCUCCUGGGUUCAGGACCUUUGGCUAUUCUCUGUCUGGAGGUCUGGAUGUUGACGGGAACAAAUAUCCAGACCUGCUGGUCGGCUCACUGGACAACACUGUCACUCUGCUCAGAUCUCGUCCAGUCAUCCAGCUCAAUAACACCAUCGAAGUUUCUCCAGGCAUCGUUGACCCGAACAUGUGCAACUUCUGUAUUCAGGUGAAGGUGUGUUUCUUCUACAUCUUCAACACUGGAGAGAAGAGCAACAGAGACAACAUCACCGUCCACUUCACCGUGACCGCUGACGUCACCAGUCUCAAGUCCCGCCUCCGUUUCCAGGACAACAAGCAGAGCAUGUUCUCUGGUUACCUGUCGAUGCCGAGACGUCAAUGUAAAACCCUGAAAGUCGGAUUACAGAGUCCGAUCCGAGACAAAGUGGAACCGCUGGUGUUCUCCCUGAAUGCCUCUCUCUAUGAGGAACUUCCCAGGAAAAGAAACUCUGUACAAGACCUGAACCGUUUCCCUGUGCUGAGCCAGACUCCCCAACCCGCCAGAGACCAGAUCCAUAUCCAGAAGGCCUGUGGUUCUGAUAACCGUUGCCAGAGCAACCUGCAGAUGACAGCCCAGUUCACAGAUGAGAACCAGAAACCUUUUGACAUGCAGAAGAGCAGUCAGGUGUUGCACUACAACAGCAGCAUUAACCGCCUGCUACUAGAGGUCAACAUCAACAACACUGAAUCACCAGGACGACCAGCAGAGGAUGCUCACAACGCUGUUUUGAACGUUAGCAUCCCGCCAUCGCUCAUAUACUCUGGAGUCCGACAACAGGGUGACAUCGCAGUGGUGGAGUGUUCUGUUGAUGACACUGUUCUUCUGUGUGAGCUGGGGAACCCGUUUAAAAGCAACCAGAAGGUUCAGGUGUUGAUCAUUUUUCAGCCAUCUGAGAUCAGUUUGGACACCAGAGAGAUUCAGUCUGUGCUGCAGCUGUCCACGCUCAGUGAGCAGGCCGAUCUGUCUCCUGUCUCUGUCUCCAUGUUGGUGGAGUAUUCCCUGCAGACGUCUCUCAUUCUGAUCAAACAACCAGACUCCGCCUCCUUCAGUGGUCAUGUGAUCGGUGAGUCAGCCAUGAAGAAGACAGCAGACGUUGGCAGUCUUCUGCUCUUCUCUUUCCAGGUGAACCUCAGCGGGAAGCCGCUGGGUCGCCUUGGCAACCUGGCGGUGGAGUUUGAUUGGCCGAGGGAAGUGUCCAAUGGGAAGUGGCUGCUGUACCUCACAGAGAUUCAAGUGAACGGCACCUCAGAGCCUCACUGCACUCCGCCUGGCAACAUCAUCAACCCCCUCAACCUCAUGCUGUCAAAGGAGGAGAAGAGGAGGAAGAGGAGUCUGGAGGAGGAGGUGACAGAGAAGCAGGAGGAGCAGAGAGAAAAAACUCUACCUGUCCUCCACCUGCAGGGACAGAAAAAGAAGUCCUACACUCUGGACUGUGUGCACGGGGCUAACUGUGUGACAUUCGUAUGUCCGCUGGUGAACAUGAACAAUUCAGCGACUCUGACAGUCAGAGCCAGACUGUGGAGCUCCACCAUGAUUGAGGACUACAGCGAUGCAAGGAGAGUGUUGGUUCGAGGCCGGGCAACUCUGAAGUUGCAGACCAAUAAACCAACCAUCAACAUGGAGUCUCACAGCACAAAGAUUGAGGUCUCCAUUAAUCCGGACUCAGGGCAGCAGGUGGACUCCAGUGCCCCUGUGUGGAUCAUCGUGGUGUCUGUCCUGGCAGGACUUUUCCUGCUGGCUCUGAUCUGCGUGCUGCUCUGGAAGUGUGGUUUCUUCAGGAGAGCCAGCACCAGAGAGCUGUACAAGGCAAAGACCCAGAAAGCCCACAUGAAGAGCCAGCCGUCUGAGGCCGACAGGCUGACCCAGGAGCUCUGAGGCUGGGCAGACGGCUGCCAGAGAGCCCUGCUUGCGGGUUCUUCGUGCGGCGGCGGACAUGGCAAGCAGCAGCAUUGCACCAGGGGAGAAUUAUGGCUAAAGAGGACGCAGACGGCUUCCUGAUCCAAGAUGAUGUCUCCACGUCUGGAAAGACGCCCAGACGUUGGGUCACCUCCUGGACCGAGACACAUUAACAGAGUGGUGGUUUCCAUGGAAACCAGACCAACACACUGCCAUUUAACACCUGCUGCUGUCAUGUGAAAACCUCUUAUCCUUUUUACUUUCAGUUCAGUUUGUACUGAAAUACAGAGAUACAAGGUUCUCAUCUGACCGGGGUUUAAGGGUUAAUGUGAUUUAAAUAAUUCGUUUUGUAAACAGCCGAAGUUAAAUUAUCUUUUUUUUUUAUGAUGUCGUGUGUCUGAAUAUUUCCUAGCAUCCUCCUGGUCUCAGAGUGAAAACAGAUGUAAAGAAAUUAAUAUUGAUUUUUGGACAAAUCAAAUAAUUUCCUGAUAUUGUACAAACAAACUCUGACUUGUCUGUUUGUACAAUAUUAGAACUCAUCGCAGUGAUUAAUUUAUUGAUCGUCACUGUGGGUCAGUUUGUUACCAACACAGAUUUAAUGUCAACUGAACUGAGACUACGGAUAUAGACCAAUCUAAAGACUGACUGAUGAUUUGGAAACUGAUCAGCAGAAUUUAUUAGUUAAAGGGCUGAAAUAUAAAAAAAGUGUUCUGCUCCUUUAAGAACCAAACAUGGCAGCAGAGUUUAGUGUUAACAGGUUUAAUGUAUCCAUGUGUAUAAAUGCUUCUUUUAAGGGCUCCUCAUAAACAACGUUGUGAGUAAAUAACACUUGUGUUCAAGUGCUGUCUGAAAUUAUUUGAUGGAUUUUUGUACAAAAAUAGAUUUUGUUGUUUUAUUUUAGAAAUAAAACUACACUGCUGACUGAAAUAUAUUUUAAAUCUUAGUUGCAUCCAAACAUCAAGUUCAUUUUUUUUCCUUUUACUGUCUUUUUUGUGUAUAUUUUACAUAAUUGUGAUAUUUCUGACAGCACAUGAGAGCAACAUCAGUUUGUGUGUAAAGUCUUCUGUCUUGUUCAGAUUGUGUGGAUGUGGUUUGUAAACACUGUUGUGACCUGUUUGUGGGUUUUCUGUAUGUUGAUAAUAAUAAGUAUUUUUUGGUAAUUUA
Thunnus maccoyii (southern bluefin tuna) is the source of this 4505-nucleotide messenger RNA. RefSeq names its product integrin alpha-3-like. The transcript has 30 exons. Gene Ontology annotation, molecular function: integrin binding. NCBI's taxonomy places the organism in Eukaryota, Metazoa, Chordata, Actinopteri, Scombriformes, Scombridae. Gene Ontology annotation, biological process: cell-cell adhesion; leukocyte migration; integrin-mediated signaling pathway. The coding region runs from base 189 to 3320 and encodes 1043 amino acids. The record is from RefSeq and is a predicted model, not a curated record. Gene Ontology annotation, cellular component: external side of plasma membrane; integrin complex.